Molecule: messenger RNA, 477 nt
Organism: Gekko japonicus
Lineage: Eukaryota; Metazoa; Chordata; Lepidosauria; Squamata; Gekkonidae
Product: hydroperoxide isomerase ALOXE3-like
Exons: 3
Biological process (GO): linoleic acid metabolic process; lipid oxidation
Molecular function (GO): oxidoreductase activity, acting on single donors with incorporation of molecular oxygen, incorporation of two atoms of oxygen; metal ion binding
Source: RefSeq, a predicted model, not a curated record
GCAACUGCAACAGGCCGCGAUGGGAUGCUGAAACUGUUGGCCAAAGGUGUGCAGGCCUCCACGUACACUUCCCUUUGCCUCCCGGAUGACCUUGAAAAAAGAGGAGUGGCCUCUUUGCCCAAUUUUUACUUCCGGGAUGACGGGAUGAAGAUCUGGAACGCCAUUCAUAAGCUGGCCUCUGGCAUCGUCCAUCUCUACUACAAAUCUGAGGCAGCCGUCAAGGAGGACGUCGAACUGCAAGCCUGGGUGCACGAAAUUUUCAAAGAAGCUUUCCUGGGCUUGAAGUCAUCUGGUAAGAGGCCCCUGGGCUACUACCCCGAUCAGCACUUCACAGAAGAGCAGCCCCAAAAGCUGAUUGCUGAAUUCCAGGAGUGCCUGGCUGAGAUCUCCAAGGAAAUCAACGAGAGGAACAAGGGACUUCCCAUUGGCUACCUCUACUUGAACCCGACUGAAGUUCAGAACAGCGUCUCCAUAUAA